Bombina bombina (fire-bellied toad) is the source of this 1019-nucleotide messenger RNA. RefSeq names its product tetratricopeptide repeat domain 32 (gene TTC32). The record is from RefSeq and is a predicted model, not a curated record. Gene Ontology annotation, molecular function: protein binding. Lineage: Eukaryota; Metazoa; Chordata; Amphibia; Anura; Bombinatoridae. The transcript has 4 exons. The coding region runs from base 220 to 630 and encodes 136 amino acids.
ACUAAGCAAAUUUGAUAAUAGAAGUAAAUUGGAAACUUUUUUAAAGUUGUAUUCUCUAUCUGAAUCAUGAAUAAAACAUUUUGUGUUUCAUGUUCCUUUAAGCUCUUAGAUGAUGGCGCCCAGUGUAAAGAUAUGGUACAUUACCUACUGGCACUUGCAAGGGGUUGAAAUAAGAAAACGGCUUUGAAGAGAGGAACAGGGGGAAAAACAAUAGCACAGAUGGAGCAAGAUUUGCUGAAUACUGCACACGCUGAGCUGGAGAGACGUCAAUUAGAAGCAGCAGAGGAAUUGUAUGCUCGUGUAAUAGAGAGCUGCUCUCAGAACAGCAAGUGCAGGUCUGAGGAUCUUGCUGUUGCUUUAAAUAACAGGGGGCAAAUCAAGUAUUUCCGAGUUGACUUCUAUGAAGCAAUGGAUGACUACUCUGAAGCAAUACGAAUCAAUCCAAAUUUUGAAGUUCCAUAUUACAACAGGGGUUUAGUUUUAUACCGCUUAGGCUUUUUUGAUGAAGCUGUUAAAGAUUUCCAGAAAGUACUGCAGUUGAAUCCCAAUUUUGAAGAUGCGAAGAUAAGUUUAAAACAAAGCCUUUUGGACAAAGAAGAGAGAAGGAAGAAAAUUGUUGAAAACUCAUAGUUGAGAAAUGAAUUUAUUUUUACAUUUUUUUUACUAUGUAUUGCAUAUCUAAAAUCCUUAGACUUUAGGGUACUUCCCACUGCUGGAACCUACAUCAUGCCCAGAUCAUUUGUAACACAUUGGUUAUGAGAAACUUUUUUUUUUUUUUUAAAUCUGUUGUUUGGAUGUUACUUGGUAAACAUAGUCCAAUUAAUUUAAUUUAUUGUAAUAAUUGAUCACAUGAAUUGCUAAUUUGUUUAAUACAACAAGUUAUUUUAUCUGUUUACGCAGCAUAUUCAAUUUCAUAAACAAAUGCAUUCUUAUUUCUAAUUCCAAAAUGUUAAAAAUACCAGCUAAAUACAAUUACAUUAUUUGUCAUAUUGUCCUUAAAAAUUAAUAUACUUAAAUUA